ACUUGUCAAUCAAACCGACAAAAGCCAAAAAAAGACGUUCUGUUGACAAGUUCACGAAAUCAUUUUCAAAAAAAUCCUUCUCCCCCAUCAACAAAACAAACUAGCAAACAUGCAUGACAAGACCUGCCCCAAGUGCGGAGCUGCUUCCGAUGGCAGCUCCAAGACGUGCGGCUCGUGCGGAGCUGUAAGUCACAGGCGGAACCUGUUUAUUGCUGCUUACGCCCUCGAACAAAGACAAAAGAAAACACAUAAAAGCCCAUGUUGGCUGAAUGCCCUUCUGUCAUCUAUACCCCAAGAGCUUACUUCUUUCUUUCAGAGAACUGACCAAAUUACCUGCGUUUUGUGAAAUAGAGCUGUCCCGUCUAAGAUCUGUUCGAGCAUCUACGAUCAUCACCACCUUCGGUUUAAUCCAAUUUUCUCGUGACACUCUGUUUUCACAAGUAAACGGAGGGUAACGUCAGAAUACGGAUCUCAGACUUUCGGUGUGGCAAUUUGGGGGGCUUUUCUUUUGGG
This is a messenger RNA of Pyricularia oryzae 70-15, 513 nucleotides long. RefSeq lists its product as uncharacterized. The transcript has a single exon. The record is from RefSeq and is a predicted model, not a curated record. Lineage: Eukaryota; Fungi; Ascomycota; Sordariomycetes; Magnaporthales; Pyriculariaceae. The coding region runs from base 110 to 346 and encodes 78 amino acids.